GGCCCGGCCGCGGAGGAGGAGGAGGAGGAGGCGGAGAGGUCCGGCGCGGCAGGAGGCGGGUUUCCCCGCCGCACCUGGGUGCAGUGCCGAGCACCGAAGCACAGCACCGAGCACCGAUAGCCGGCCAGCGCGGAGCAUGGCGCGGGAGCUGAGCCAGGAGGCUGUGCUGGACUUCCUCUGGGCGGCCGGGGGACGAGCCCCCAACACGGCGCUGCUCCGCCACUUCCAGCGGUUCCUCCGCGACCCGGCGCUCACGGAGCAGCAGCGGCGGGAACGCCGCGAGUACUUCAAGAGCCUCGUCAACUCCUUGGCCACCGUCCACCCCGCCGCCGCCCCCGGCGCCUCCAAGGACAUCGUCCUCCGCCGCAGGUACCGCGACCUCCUCGAUGAGGAGCUGCCGCCGCCGGAGGAACAGCGGGAGCAGGAGGAGGAAAAGAAGGAGCCGCCGCCCCGACGCGACCCCGACGGGCGGCGCGUUCCCCGCGGGGAGGCGGCGGGGCAGGGGCGGCCCGGCGGGGCGGGGGGCUGCUCCGCCCGGGGCCGCGGCGGGCCGUGCUGCGAGUGUCGCCGGGCGCGCCGCGCUGCCGCCGCCGUCCCCGCGCCGGGCCCCGGCCCCCGGCCGCCCCGCUGCCGCUCCCCGCCGCCCCCUCGGCAGCCGCCCCCGUAUCGGACCCAGCCGCUGUCCUCGGGCCCCUGGGCGCUUCGCCCCGGCGGCACGGCGCACCCCCGGCCCCCGGCGCUGCCGUCGGCUCCUGGGGGGCUGUCCCCCGUCGUGCCGCCCCGGUGCCUGUCACCGCCGCCGCCCGCCGCCGGGCUGCCCUCUGUCACGGCGCCCCGGUCCCGGACGCCACCGCUGCCGCCGGGCCCGGAGAUGCCGCCUCCCUACAGGUUGCCUCAGCCCCGAUCUCCGCCGCAGCCCGCGACCGGGAUGCCCUUGCAGGAGGCCCCACGGCCCUCAGCAAGCCCGGGGAGACGACCCCCCGCCGGAGCUAUCCAGUCCCCGCUGCUGUCAUCGGGCCCCAGGGCGCUGUCCCCCCCCGAGCUACCCCCAUCCCGGUCUCUGCCUUUGCCGUCCCGCACCGAGCUACCCCCAUCCCGAUCCUUGCCGCUGCGGUCCUCCCCCGAGCUGCCCCCAUCCCGGUCUCUGCCGCUUCUGUCCCCCCCCGAGCUGCCCCCAUCCCGAUCCUUGCCGCUGCUGUCCACCCCCGACCUGCCCCCAUCCCGAUCCUUGCCGCUGCUGUCCACCCCCGAGCUGCCCCCAUCCCGAUCCUUGACGCUGCUGUCCCCCCCCGAGCUGCCCCCAUCCCGAUCCUUGCCGCUGCUGUCCGCCCCGGAGGUGCUGCCCCAGUCCCGAUCCCUGCAGGCACUCCCUGCCAGCCCCUCCUCAUCGCCACGGCUGUUGCCAGGCCCCGAGGCGCUCGCUUCCAGCAGGCUGCCCCCAUCGCAGUCCAGGUCCCUGCAGCAGCUCCCCACCAGGCCAUCCCCAGACUUGCCCAGGGGAUCCAGGGGGCUGACCCUCAAGGGACAAACCCAACCUCAAGUCCUGCGGCUGCACCCGUGUCAAAGCCUGACACUGCCGUCAGAUCCCGGGAUCCUGCCCCUCACCAAGUCCCCCCUACCCCAAUCCCUGCCACAGUCCGCCACUCUCCCAUCCCCACCCCGCUCCCUGCAGCCUCCCCUUGCCAGGUCACCCCCAUCCCAGUCCUUGCUGCCGGCGCAGGGCCCCGCAGUGCCCCAAGCCCCAGAGAGCCAGCCCCCAGCACCGCUGCCUGUUUUCCGGAGCAUCAGGUGCCAGCUGGCUUUGUCGGAGGGGCAGGGCACCCCCCCAUCACUGCACGAUGACGGUGGGCGGCAGCUCCGCUCCAAGAGCUCCCCCAGGAACGCCGCAAGCCGGGGGCCCUUGGUGCCGCUGGGACAGCGGGAGCACGCCUGGCUGGUGGCGAUGUCAACGGGCCGCUGGGCUCAGGUGCGGGGGCUCUUUCUGGAAGAGCCUGAGCUGGCCCUGCAGAGGGACUUCAUAUCAGGCUUCACGGUCCUUCACUGGCUGGCCAAGCACGGCGACGGGCCGGGCCUGCAGGAGCUGGCAGCGGCGGCGCGGCAGGUCGGGCUGGCCCUGGACGUGGACGCCCGCUCGGGCUGCGGGUACACGCCGCUGCACCUGGCUGCCAUACACGGCCACCAGCUUGUCAUCAAGGUGCUGGUGCUGCAGCUGGGCUGCCAGGUGCAGGUGCGGGACGGCAGCGGGCGCCGGCCGUGGGAAUACCUGGGCAGCUCCACCUCGGGGGAGAUCUGGCAGCUGCUGGAGGCACCCCGCGGCACCAUCAUGUUCCCCACGCAGCCCCUGGCCCGCAGCGUGUCCUCUGUCAGCAAGGUCUCGCCGUCCAGCGGCAGGGCAGCACUGCCUGCCUGCCUCAGGGUACAGCUGGGCCGCGGGACGGUGUCCCACCAGUCCGGCAGUGACAGUGACUGACGCAGCUCCCCGGCAUCCCCUGCCAGCGGAGAUGGGACCUCGCUGGCCACCCUGCGAGAGGAAGCCACGCAGGCAGAGCAAAAGCUGUGAAACAGACUGAACCUAUUGAAGAAUGUACUUUUAAAUUAUUGCAAUGAACUCUUGUCCGAGCCUCUCUGCCCUCCCUCCCAUUUCUUGCCUUUCUACCAGUGCAAGGAUGCAGUAACUCUGCUGGAAGCAGGAAGAACGCUCGGGAGGCAAGUCCUCUGCAGCCCACAGGGCCAGUACCAGCUGCUGGGCGCUGCCACGAUCACCAGCAUUAGUGGGACCAUGGCUUUGGGGUAAGGCUCAAGUCUGGCCCCAGUCAGGGUAGAGCACUUGAUUUUGCUGACAGCGACAGAUUGUUGUUGGUCCUGGGGUUUGCAAAACACUUGUUUACACCACCUAAAUUCUGGGGAGCAGUAAAACUACAUCCCUUUUUAAUCCCAGCAGAUUAAGGAUGAGUCCCUCUUUUAAAAAUGCAGCUGAUCAAGAUCCAGCCUCCCGGCGAGAGUCCUCAGAGAGCGCCUGGCUGUGGCAGAGGGCGGCAGCGGGAGAGCCCCGGUAGGGAAGGGCGUUUCCCAGGCCACCUUGCCCACCAGCCCAUGCUGAAAGGAAUGCAGGGCAGCACCACAGCCCUGCUCCCCAGCAGUAUCCCUGCUGCUCCCUCAUUCCUGCACCUCCAGUUGCUCUCCUCACACCACAGGAUUAGGAAGUGGUACCCGUGUUGUGGCUAGGUUCCCACGCCUCGGGAAGGAAAGCAUUGCGGUAGGAUUCUGUGUCGGGCAGAAAUGGAGCUGUGCUGUAGUACGGGUCCCAGCCUUGCAGAGGGAAGGCAGUUUCACAACCAGAGCUGCCUUUUCCCAGAGACACCAGCCCUAGAUUGCCUGUUAGGUGUUUGUGUGAUGGGGACAGCUGGGACUGGGGGCCAAGUGCAGUCAAGAGAUGUCCAGUGGAGUAAUUCCUCAUAGUUUUUAUAAAACAAACUGCCCUUACGAAUCUCGCUGGGCUGUGUGGGUCCUAUAAUGUAUUCUGCUCUGUGAUUUAGCACAAAUGAGCUCCUAAAGUGCCAAAAAUUGCAACAAGUUCAUCUGGCACCUAAUCCAUCUCUCCUAUAGAUCCUCGAUGGAGGAAGGAAGAGAGAGAAGAUACAUGAGACAGGGAUCCAGUGCUGCCAGGCUGCUGCUGCUGGGUGACCCCAGGUAUAGGACCAGUGAAACUGGGACUGCUGUCUCAGCCUCAGUGGGAGGCUUUGGGGCAGACCAGAGCCGUAGGUGGGACCGCUCACCCAUUUGAGGCACACAUUCCAUGUGUGUGAAGGCCUGCAGUUUCAGGGAGGAACAGGAAUGAGGGCAGCAGAACCUGACCCUUGCAUAACACGCGCGCCAGGGAAUGCCUCGAGUCCUUGCUCAAGCACUAAUUGAGGUCUCCGCUUUGCUUGGGGUUUAUUUGAGGGAGGAACACUUUCCUGCAGAGGGGAAGCUGUUCUGCCUGACUCUCGGGCCACCAAAAGUUGCAGCCUUCUCCCAGCCUGUUUUUCUCCUUUUACAGAGGAAAGAGUUCAGUAAACCAAAGCAGUGUCCUCUCAGUGAUCAUUCCCCUAUGAGAACAACACCACAAACCUGAAUUCAUAAGAAAUUCAGCUGUGAAGUGGCCUCUGAGCUACCAGUAUGAGAACAUGGAGGGCCCUCCAGGACCCUCCCCACAGCAGGAGGAAUCCUGUGUAUCCCCUU
This is a messenger RNA of Poecile atricapillus (Black-capped chickadee), 4221 nucleotides long. It is a transcript of the gene SOWAHB, whose product is annotated as sosondowah ankyrin repeat domain family member B. The coding region runs from base 137 to 2470 and encodes 777 amino acids. The record is from RefSeq and is a predicted model, not a curated record. NCBI's taxonomy places the organism in Eukaryota, Metazoa, Chordata, Aves, Passeriformes, Paridae. Gene Ontology annotation, molecular function: protein binding. The transcript has a single exon.